Episyrphus balteatus (marmalade hoverfly) is the source of this 2290-nucleotide messenger RNA. Its product is annotated as phenoloxidase 2-like. Lineage: Eukaryota; Metazoa; Arthropoda; Insecta; Diptera; Syrphidae. The transcript is spliced from 4 exons. Gene Ontology annotation, molecular function: oxidoreductase activity. Bases 81 to 2144 code for a protein of 687 amino acids. The record is from RefSeq and is a predicted model, not a curated record.
UGAAUUAAAGCACUUGUCUUCGAAAGUCUUUUCUUUAGACAUAUUUAUUAACAGUUUCUUUUAAACUAAAGUUUAUAAAAAUGUCCAAAAUGGCAGACAAAAAGAAUCUACUUCUCCUUCUCGAUCGUCCAACUGAGCCUGUUUUCAUGGAAAAAGGUACUUCCAAGUCCGCUGUUUUUGAUGUUCCUGAUAAGUUCCUUACCGAUCGCUAUCGACCAAUUGGAAAUGAAGUUCAAAGUCGUUUCGGAGAAAAGGCUGAACAAAGGAUUCCGGUGAAGGACAUCAGCGUCCCAGAUUUGAGAAUACCAAUGUCCUUGGGUCGUCGUGAACAAUUUUCUUUGUUCAUUCCGCGUCAUCGUCGCAUUGCUGGAAGAUUAAUCGAUAUCUUUUUGGGUGUUCGCUCUCUUGAUGAUCUUCAAAGUAUUGCCGCCUAUGCUAGAGAUCGCAUAAACGCAUACCUUUUUAACUAUGCUCUCUCUGUGGCCUUACUUCAUCGUCCUGAUACUAAAGGCUUGAAUCUUCCAUCAUUCGCCGAGACCUUCCCGGAGAAGUAUGUGGAUUCCAUGGUAUUUACCCAACUUCGUGAAGAAGCCACUGUUGUCCCCGAAGGAUCUCGUAUGCCAAUCAUCAUUCCCAAAGACUACACUGCAUCGGAUUUGGAUGAGGAACAUCGCUUAUGGUACUUCCGUGAAGAUAUGGGUAUCAAUCUUCAUCAUUGGCAUUGGCAUUUGGUUUAUCCAUUCGAAGCUUCCGAUCGUUCAAUCGUAGCCAAAGAUCGUCGUGGAGAACUUUUCUAUUACAUGCAUCAACAGAUUAUAGGUCGCUACAAUUUGGAACGAUUCAGUAAUAAUAUGUCGCGAGUUAAACGUUUGAAUAACUUGCGUGAACCUAUUGGUGAAGGUUAUUUCCCAAAGAUGGACUCACUCGUUUCCAGUCGGGCUUGGCCACCACGUUUUGCCAAUACUGUCAUGGUGGAUCUUGAUCGUGAACUUGAUCAAAUUAAAAUGGAUGUAAAUGACUUGGAACGCUGGCGAGAUAGAUUCUAUGAAGCUAUUCAUCAAGGAUUCGUUGUGGAUGAAUCUGGUAACCGAAUCAAUCUCGAUGAGACUCGAGGUAUUGAUAUCCUUGGAAACAUGAUGGAAUCAUCAAUUCUGUCUCCAAAUCGUCAACUCUAUGGAGAUCUUCACAAUAUGGGUCAUGUUUUUAUAUCUUAUGCUCAUGAUCCUGAUCAUCGGUUUUUGGAAUCGUUCGGUGUUAUAGGAGAUUCGGCUACAGCUAUGAGGGAUCCAGCAUUUUACAAAUGGCAUGCAUUUGUCGAUGAUGUUUUCCAAGAGCAUAAGGAAUCCUUACCACCAUACAAUCAGAAUCAAUUGAAUUACAGGGACAUAUCUAUUACGGGUGUUAAAGUGGAUAAUGAGGAUAGAGGAACUAAUAACCUCCAAACAUUCUGGCAACAAUCUGAUAUUGACUUUUCUCGUGGUCUUGAUUUUGUUCCAAGAGGAAAUGUCUUUGCCAGGGUUACCCACUUGCAACACACUCCAUUUAGCUAUACCAUCAAUGUGAACAAUGCAGGUGGAGCUCAACGUUUCGGAACCGUUCGUAUAUUCUUGGGACCGAAAAAUGAUGAGCGUGGACAACCUAUGCUCUUGAGGGAUCAACGUUUGUUGAUGAUUGAAUUGGAUAAGUUCGUUGUUGCAUUACAACCUGGUCAAAAUACCCUUCGUCGUCGUUCAACUGAAUCUAGUGUGACUAUUCCCUUUGAAAGAACCUUCCGUAACUUGGAUAGUAAUCGGCCAGCUGCUGGCACUCCGGAAGAACUUGAAUUUAACUUUUGUGGUUGUGGUUGGCCGCAGCACAUGCUUAUUCCGAAAGGUAGACCUGAGGGUCUUCGUUGUGAAUUGUUUGUUAUGAUUUCGAACUUUGAUGAUGACCGGGUUGACCAAGAUUUAGUUGGAACUUGCAGUGAUGCCUCCAGCUUCUGUGGUGUUCGUGAUCGUCUUUAUCCAGAUCGUCGGCCAAUGGGAUUCCCAUUCGAUCGUCUUCCACCAACUGGAGCCGAUAGGCUCUCUAGUUUCCUGACUCCCAACAUGAGGACUAUUGAUGUUUCCAUCACCCAUACUGACCGCACUACCGUUCGGAAGUAAAUCUCAAAAACCUAAGCAUUUGACCUUUCACGCCUUAAGCUUGUUUUUCUAACAUUUAUACUUGAUUUUUGUUUGAUUUUUACCACAAGCAAAUCAUAUGUACUAUUUACGUGAUUGAAAUAAAUGAAACCUUAGUAGAAUCAAAA